Pangasianodon hypophthalmus (striped catfish) is the source of this 18289-nucleotide messenger RNA. RefSeq names its product zinc finger protein 462 (gene znf462). The record is from RefSeq and is a predicted model, not a curated record. Bases 8043 to 15512 code for a protein of 2489 amino acids. Lineage: Eukaryota; Metazoa; Chordata; Actinopteri; Siluriformes; Pangasiidae. Gene Ontology annotation, cellular component: nucleus. The transcript has 13 exons. Gene Ontology annotation, biological process: regulation of gene expression.
CCUUCUCAAAGGUCCAGUUUGAAAAAAUUUAGGCCUACUUAAAGGAGACUGGGUCUGGGACUUCUCUUCACAAAGUUUAUGAAGGUUUUAAAGUUUGGACUUUAAACAGUGUUACAGCUAUUGGAAUAAAAAUGACCAAAGGUGACACACCUUGAUAAUGGAGGACAUCAUAUAAAACAAGGUGAACUGGAAUAGUCAGAAGAUAGUUGCAUGUUUAGUUCCUUUGACUACAAAGUAUGACUAAAAAAAUCACAGUUAAAAGUUCAAGAGAACAAGAACUUCCUGAGCCAAAAACACAGGACUGUGUAUGUAUUGUAUAAGUUAACCAUGUGAAGAGAAGAAACUAAUUUUAUUUUUAUAGCAUUUUUACAGUUUAUAGCAUUUUACAUUGUUUGGGUCUAAAUAGACAGGUAUGGAUGAGAGUCAUGAUCUGCCCACGUUCUAAACAGAAUGGCUAGAAGUUAAGAGCAAUUUUGUUUCAUCAGAAUUAGAGCUAGAUGGAUGGAAUAGUCUUUUAUUCUUCUCAAAGUUGAUGCAGCUCAGACUUGUGCAGAAACCAUAUGAAAACGAAGGACAUAAAGAAUAAUCACGUAGAAUCACAUCUCCUUUUUACCUGGAAGAACCAUGUUCUGACUAACAAAACCAAGAAUCAUGAAGGUACCAUCAUGAUCUGGUUUGCUGGCAAUCCCGAUGGUUUUAACCACAAUGGCUCAAGUUGCUAUGCCAUUUCCUUACAGCUUGUUGAAUAAUCAGAUUGUUGAAUAAACCUUCGUUCUUCUCUAAGAUAAUAAUCAAAGUUGACGCACCUCAGAGUUGUGUAAGAACCUGAUAAAAAAGUAUUUGAAGGACAAUCAUCUAGAACAAGCUGAACUGGACGAGUCAGAAGCAUUCCAGUGAUUUCUGCUUUAACUGAAAAAACACUGCAAACAAAUGACUGGAUACAAGUCCAGAACAUGUUGGUAAUAAAUAAUUUUAACUGUGAAGGAUCUUUGGUUGCUAUUUUUGAUUUUCUACUCUCGGCACUGGUCUUUCUAAUAUUCUGUUUUUAUUAGUGGUCACGCUUUCCUAUUAUUGUGUGAUGUUGCAUAUUUAGAUGAACCACGCCAGAACACGUUCUCCUUCAGCUAGUGAUUAUUUUCUUUAAGAAGUUCAAGAGAGUUGAUCAGACGUGUUAAAGCUCACUGUGAAUGUGAAUCUCCAUCCACAUAAUGUAAAACCUGUGUGCAGUAGGCAACAGAGUGGACUAAAAACCUCUGCGACUUAAUCAGCUUAACCUCCACUUCGUGUUUGUACUUAACAAUGUGCUGAUCCAUCGUGUUACGUUUCUAUACAACUGCAACUUUUCUUUUUCAAAUCAUAAUUUCAUGUCCACAUGUCAGUAGUGACCAGUAUAAACAAUCACAUGUUGGAAAAAAUAUUUUCAGUGUCUCGUUUUUAAUAAAAAAGCAGUUCAUAAAAGUUAAUGCUAUUUAUUUUUUUGUCUUAUUUAUAUAAAAAUAAUAUUUUGGUCAUACAUUCGUAUUAUUUCAUCACUGUUUUAAAUACCAUCUUGGAUUUUAGUCACUGUUUAAUCAUUUCUUUUGGUACUUUAUGUAAGUGAUUUUACUGUUCAUCUGUUCUUAUUUAAGAGCUGCCGUGAGUCAGAUCUAAGUGUCAAAUUUGACCUGAUGUGAGGCUGUGAUGGCUGGAAGAAAGAACCAAUGUAGACAAACCGGUUGGUGCUCACCACAUGGUAAAAUUCCACAUGCUUGGCACAUACCACACCGGUUGGCGCUUACCACAUGGCAAGAAACUAAUUUUAUGUUUAUAGCAUUUUUACAGUUUGAGCCUACAUGGACAGGUAUGAUUAUCAUAAUUGUAAAGCAUGCAAAAAAGAUUAGAAAAGAAAAUGAACAAGCCCUCACUCAGCCAGUGAGUGACCAGCACUGUUUCUAGCCCUGCCCACAUGCCCCAGUUUUGUUCUGGAGAUAAUGAGAACAUGCAGGAAGAUGGUUAAUUUAUGGAGCUGUGCCUUCUGUUGGAAAAGAAAGGUUCUGUCUAAGUCUAGCACAUAAACUGCAUCUUUUAAUUUUGUCAUUUUGGAGGAAGUUUCCCCUUUCAGAAAAGAUUAUAAAUAGAAUCUCUUAGAAAACUGGAACUGUUGACCAUCCAAAGAACUGCUGAGGAACCUUCUAGUGAUUUGGUGUAAUGUUAAUGAUUAAACCAUUUUAGAUUUCUUUUUACAGCCAUAUUAGUGUAUCAUUACAGUUCUAUCUCUCUCCAUCUUGUUGCUACUCUUCCCAGUGCUGCAGAUGUUUUUGAGCUCUGGAGAGAAAAAAAGGACGUUUCAGGCAUGCUUUGCAUUUUUAGACCCUUUCGUGGAGCCGAGCUGGCACUUUCCUCCUCUAGCCUGCAGAAGAUUUAUUUUUUUUUAAGAAGCGAUUGUCCUUGAGAACCUGCUCAGAGACUGUGUUUGCGCUCUGUGUUUAAUCCUGAGAUGGGCUGAGGUUUCGUUCUGACAUAUAAAAUGGCCAAGUCAGGCUGGCAGAAGUGAAGCGUUUCUGCUGAGCUGUGCGUUUGUAGGACACAUUUUUUUGUCAGCACUUCUCCAGAGGAACAUCAUUCCUUAUACAUACCACAUCAUUAGCAUUUGCAUUAGCAUCUGUCUUUUAUACAUGUAUCGUAGCUGAAUAGAUUUCAGGGAUAUGAGGUUAUAACCAAUGGACUGAGAUUUCACCAGAGACUUUGCGCACACACACACACACACACACACACACACACACACAGCUGACUCUUAAAAUGGCUGCUGUCCUUGAAUCUCGAAGGACCUGCACUGCUCUUCACUUGUCACAGCAGCAAAGAUCUGGAAAAUGUCUCUCUUAUUAGUCAUUAGCAGUUAGCUAGCAUGGCACAGAGGCAGAUGUUGUUCAUGAUUAUUUUCACCUUCAAGUCCUUUGUUGUCACACACCAGAAAAACACCUUCCUUGAUGCCAUUUUGGAGGUAGAAGGUGGGGACAUAAGAUGGACAACAAAAAAUGCUGUGGCUUAGCAUUUCAGUUGUAGCUAUCGAUUUUAUUGUUAGACUGAGGGGGAACCAUCUACACAACAUGACCAUAAGUUUGUGGACACCUGACUGUCACAUCCAUAUGUGGUUCUUCCCAAAACUGUUGGAAGCCCACAAUAGUUUAUGAUGUCUUUGUAUGUAAAAUUACAAUUUCCCUUCACUGGAACUAAGGGGCCCAGACCUGUUCCAGCAUGACAAUGCCCCUGUGCACAAAGCAAGGUCCAUGAAAACAUGGUUUGCCAAGGUUGGUGUGUGAAUUUGAUUGGCCUGCAUUGAGCCCUGACCUCAACCCCACUGAACACCUUUGGGAUUAACUGCCACGCUCCCCAGGCCUCCUUGCCCAACAUCAGUGCCCAACCUCACUAAUGCUCUUGUGGCUGAAUGAACACAAAUGUACAAAUGUUCAACAAGCACAUGGGUGUGAUUUUUAGGUUUCCAGAAAUUUUUGGCCAUAUAGUAUAACCAGAAAUUACUGAUAGCUCUGCUAUUCAGUUACUGAUUAGUCAAGCUUCGUAAAAGCACGUCAACCUUUCAAAAUUACUUUAGAGGUACAAAAUCACACCAUUUGUACAUACUAGUUUGAGCUUGCUAACAAUAAAACAGUAAAAAGCACAAAAUAAAAGUUAUACAAUGUAAUCUUUCCUCCUGACUCACUGAAUGUAAAUUAUUCCAUAAAAAGAGCUCUACACACUAGAAGUUUCAAAAGGAAAGAGGGGGCUUGGUCUCUGUCCCUGUCAGUCCCUGUUAAGAAGUUGUGACCUUGGCAUGUCAGUCUCAGUGAAAGGGGUGUGGCUUCUGUAUCUGUCAGUCUCAGUGAAGUUGGCAUAGCCUUUGUACCUGUCAGUAUCAGUGGUGGAGGCGUGGCCUCUGUACUUGUCAAUCACAGUGAAGGAGGGGUAGACUCUGUGUCUGUCAGUCCCAGUCAAAGAGUUGUGACUUUUGUGUCUGUCAGUCCCAGUGAAUGGGGCGUGGUCUCUGUGCCUGUCGGUCCCAGUGAAGGUGGCAUAGCUUCUGUGCCUGCAAAUCCUAGUGAAUGCAGCAUGGCCUCUAUGUCUUAGUUCCAGUGUAAGAGACAUGCCCUCUGUACCUGUCAAUUUCACUGAAAGAGGCGUAGCCUCUGUGUCUGUCAGUCACAGUGAAGGGGGCAUGGCCUCUAAGACAGAGAGUAGUGUGUAGUGAGUGAAACUACAGUUAGUUGAUUGGAUAAAGUUUUUAAAUAAACUUUCAGAAUAAAGUUAAUGUUUCUUUGACAGAGAACACACGCAUGCGCACACACACACACGCUGUUCCACACACUGUUUUUAUUUUGUUCACAGCUCUACAUUUCCUCUGACCUUCACUCAUCACUCAGCCUUGGACCACUUGAGCACCAAGUCCUUCAUUUACUGUCCUUGACUAUAAGAAACGCUGCACUUCUGUUUAUCAGCCGUCAAGUCAGUUUGCCUCCGAGGUCUGGAGUGUGUGAGGUUCUGAAAUAAGAAUGGAUCAGUGUUUUGUUUCUACAGAUUUCAAGGCCUUCUGUGGAAUUGUAUCCUUACUCCGAAUCACAGCAAGGCUGCACAUCACACAAAACAGAAAAAUACAUUUUUAAAAGAGCUGAUGUGUGUGCAGUGCUUUAGUUCUUGUUAGCUUUAACAGUACUUUUAUUACUUUCAGUAAUUAUACUAAUUUGUAUUUGUGCUUAUGAUAAAAACUGUGAAAUUGUAUGCUGCUCAUCACUCGUACACUAUUGUACUGUAUUGUACUGUAGUAUAGAAUAAUUAUUCACAAUCUCUCCAAUUUCAGUGUAAAGACAGCGUCGCUAAUCAUGAGUAAAGCCUGCAUAAGCUACAUCUUUACCAAUCAUAAGGCGAUAGGUCACCUUUUUGUUAUAUAUACUUAUAGUUGUAUGAAAGUAUGAAAGACUCUUUAGAAAUAAAGUGUGACUAGUGCCCUUGUAUUAUUACUGAUUUAGUAUGUUAUACCACAGUGCUGUUGAAUUCUAUACUCUGAUUGGAAAGUGUUGAUUCAUUUUCUAUAACAGCAGCUCUGACAGUAGCACAGCUGCAAAUCACAGGUUUAUAUGAGGGCUGCAACAAAUAAUCAACAAAAUCAAUAAAAUUUGAUAAUAAAAAUAGUUGGCAGUGAAUUUCCUCAUGGACUGUGUUAUGAAAUAUGCAAUGUCACUUAAUUUAGACCAAAAAAACCACAUUUGGUGGAAAUGGCGGAGAACGUUCCAACAGAGCAAACCUCCUCUAACGUAUGGGAACACUUUACAGGACUCUGUGGUGUUGGCCUCAUGGCAUAGUGAGUUUUCAUGUGAGUAAUAUUUCGAUUUGUAAUCAUUUGUUAGUGGUCAGUGUGAGAAAUAGUGGAAGCGCGAUGUACCUGCUUUAACAAUGCUUAUUAGGUGUAUUGAAUUGUACUCAAUAGCUACGUUUACAUGCACAUCAGUAUUCCGAUAUUAAUCGGAAUUUGGCAAUAUUCUAAUUAGUAUUGAGUCAUGUAAAUGUCACAAUCCAAUUGCCCGAUUCGAAUUAAGACAAUAUUCUGAUUCCCCAAAUUCCGACUCCCACCCCUGGAGUAUGCCUGUUUUAAUUGGAAAUUUGUUGCAUGUAAACACCUUAUUCAGAAAAUCCACUGAAAGAGAUAUAUGCGAAUGCUCAAUCUGCAAGGAAUUGUGGGUGCUAAUAGAUGCUUAGCUGUAGGCUAGGUAUUUAGGAAUGGUAACUCAGGCAUACUUACAACAACUAUGUAUACAGGAAUAUUCCGAUGCCUGUACGCAUAUAAACAUCGUAUUCGGAAUAUGGCUGCAAUUUGAAUAUAGACCUUAAAAGGAAUUUGAUCUGCAUAUAAAUGUAGCCAUUGACUGUAUAUAUGAGCGGACAUUCUAACAGUGGUUUAAAAGUAAAGCCAAAAUGUCUCUGAGGCCUUCUAGCAGCCCAUUCCCAGGUUAGUGAAUGGAGAAGGAGCCAAACUUACAUUUUAAAUUACAGCUCCAGAUAUUAUUUUCAGGAAUAGUGUUCUGUCAUUUUCACAGGUUCAGUUGACCCAACUGUUUUUCUCUAAAAUAAAUGUGUUUUAUUGGAGUUAUUUGAUGAUAAUUAAGGGGCGUGGUUGAUGAGGUGAUUGACAGGUGUAGACAUGUCAGUCGAGCCUCAUGAACAAGCACACAGUUUUCAACAUGCACCUGAAGCUCUUGACAGUUUUGUAGCAAAGCCAUGGCUUGUUCUGCUGUAAACUGUUCUAACAGACCCUCAGCAGGGGGUUCUCUGCAGUAGUGUCGAUAAACCCUGUUUUGUUAAAUUUUCUUUGCAUUUACACAAUAUACAGUAUAUAUUAUAAUAAGUUGCCUUGAGUUCACAUAAAAUUCAAUCCCAAAAAGAGUUGAUUCACUGAUUCCAUGCAUUGAUAACUAAAAGUCAACCCCAAAGCUUUGGAGUCAAUUCCACACUCCAAAAAUGAUUCACCCCAUGCACAAACAAAAUGAAUUUAGCAUCAGAGAGUGUGAAUUGGUGAGACAGCCAGCAUAUAUUUAUUUUGCCUUUACUUGGAAUUUGUCUAGUCAGAAUUGAACAUAUGGGAGUUUGAAAUGCAGAUAAGACUCAUAGACACACAAAAAAAAAACUGUGUAGACCCAGUAAAAAAAAUGCACAGAAUACCAUCACCAUGCUUAGAUGGGGUCUUUUUUAUUUGGUUGAUAUAAGCACUUCAUAAUAUUCUCAUGCAUGGCACAGUGGAUAGCAUGCUCCUGCCAUCUCACAGCUCCAGGGUCCUGGGUUCAAUCCUGAGCUGGGUUAGUGCCUGUGAGGAGUUUCUCACAUUCUCCCCAUCUAACAAAUGAUCAGAACUGUUAGUUACAGCCCUAGUUUAUAUUAAUGGCAUCACUCUAAUACAUUACCAUUUCUAUAGUAAUAGCUCAUUCACAGGGACUUGUAUGGGAAAGGCUCCACAAAAACUGAUUAAAAGCAUGUUUAUUCAUUGCUAUGGUUUCCUGUAAGGAGAUAUUUAUUUAACAUUUAUGGAAGGAGUCUCGAGUGUCAGCGCUUUGUAACAGUCAUGAGUAAAGCUGUAACUUUAAGUUUUCCUACACAGGAAGGUCUUCAGGACAGGGAAGUGUUGUGGUUUUUCUUUCACAAAGCUCUAUGGGUUUUUUUUUUUCGUCUUAUUUAUUUCAAGAGACAGAAGGGCUGGUGAGGAAAAGAGUGUUUAUAUGACAUAGGUGAUAACACACAAAUUGCUGAUAUGACAUAGGUGAUAGCAUACACAAAUUGCUGUGGUAUAAACAGAUUAAAACACUUGGGGAUGUGCUGUUAUAGGAAAAUAAUCAACUUCGGGGUGGUAACAGUAACUCUGCUUCAUCACACCACCCCAUCACUCAGUAUAUUACUGUAACAGCACCACACAGAGUGUUUUAUUACAUACUUAAUUUGAGCUUUAAUACAUCAUUUAUGAAAUAUGUUAUUGAAGGUGCUGUAGAUUUCCUAUUUUCUUUGUAUUUAUUGCUUUACUUCAGUAAACGUGUCAGUUUUUUUUUUUUUAAGUACAGUUGUCCAUUUUUUAGUGAAAAUGUAUUGACAUGACAGAGAUUGUGUGAGAUUGCUAUUGAUUAUAUCUGGGUUCUGGGAUAAUUAUGAAACCUCUUGUUGAUUUUCCCCACAAUGCUUUGCGUUUGCAUGGCCAGCUCAGGGCUCAGCGCAGUCUUCAUUGCUCCAGAAGGACCUGAUGCAGUGUGACGAAGAUGUGCGAUGUAAAUACGGAGACACGCCGGUGUUCUCCAGCUGCGGCUUUAUCCCAAGGUCAUGAAGAAAGAGAGUGAAUCCAGACGUAAUCCCUUCUCAGCAAGUGUUCCUGGAAACAAGCCGUCUUUUGUGUCAGAAUAUAAGACUCGUCGAGCGUGAGGAGGCUUUCAGGGCCGUUUCCAUCAGUGUUGUUCAUAUCGAUCAUGAUGAAGUUGAAGUUAAGAUGCACCGGGGAUUUAAAAUAGUUGUUUCCCUGAUUUUCCAGGGAGUGUUCAGUGAUGGAGGUGCUACAGUGCGAUGGCUGUGAUUUCCGCGCAGAGUCCUGCGAUGAGCUCAAGGCUCACAUUCAGGACGUCCACACCGUUUUCCUGCAGCCUACAGAUGUUGGGAAUGAAUCACCUCAAAGGUCAAGGUCUGAUUCCUUAAACUCCUUCAGCCACACGGAGGAGGACGAUGAGGACAUCACAAAUAAUGAAUGUGAAUUUCCACACAAGGAAACAGGCCUCAACUCCUUCACCAGAGAUUCGGGGCCCUUCUCCAGUUCAAACCAAACGAUUUAUAAUCAGUCAGCCGACAAGACAACAAACCCAUUUUUUCAGUGCAAAUUUUGUGUGCGCUACUUCAGAUCAAAAUCCCUCCUCAAUGAGCAUGCUAAGAAGGUCCAUGGCAUUGAAGGAGGAGCUUAUUCAAAUGACCAUUCAAAUUCACUCGACACCUCCAAGUCAAGCUUCAACGUUACAGCACAUCAUAGCGUAGAAAAGCUGUACUCCUGUCAGUAUUGUACAUAUAAAUCUCCUCGCAGAGCGAGAAUCCUGAAGCAUCAGAGUAUGCACCACAAAGAUCAUUUUCUGGCCCAUUCAGAUUCUCCUGUUGAAGCUGAAGCUGAAACAGAGGUUCUGGACAUGGACUCAGAUGCCAUGUCUUCGGAAGAACAAUGUGAGGAAUCACAGGAUCUUACUGAACGUAACGUUUUGGAAUCCAUGAUCAAAGCCCGGUCCAGAGGUGGCUUCAGCUGUGAGUGGUGUGGCUUCCAGACCUCACAAAGACAACAGUUAUGUGAUCACAUGAUGAAGAAGCAUCGAAACAUGGUUAAGAUUAUGGUAUCACUGCAAAAGCCCAAAGCAGAUAGAAGUGCAGGAUCUUCCAAAUCAAAUUCUCCUUCAUCACCAAGAAGCACUCCAACGUCCAACUUGAUGUCGACUGAUCUAAGUGGCAAUGAAGGCUCCACAGCAUCUGUGAAAGGCAGUGCCUCAGUGAAGUCCCUAUCAGGGCUGUCACAUUUUCAGUAUUCCCAGAUUGCAGGAAAGAUUCCCAACAGCACAGGAUCUUCCAUACUGUCAGAGAGGUCGACUUUUGCCAUGUCAGACAAGUCACACUCAAGGGUAGAUCUGGAUACCAGUGUGCUGAACGAUUCACAGAGCAGCUCUGAUGAUGAACUCUGUGACGUCGAUGAUCCUGUUUACAACGACUCGUUGUGCACUGAGGAUUCUGCUAAGUUGCUUCUGUCAGAGGAGGAUAAUAAACUGCUGGAGAUGGAAGGAAUUUCAAUUGGAAGGCAUCUGAAUAUGUUCCAGUGCCCAUUCUGCUCUUUUUUGGCUAAACAUCAUAGCAGUAUCUCUCACCAUAUAGAAAACAUACACUUAACCAGCCAAACCACCUUGUACAAGUGUGAUGAGUGUACAUUUCUUUGUACGAGUUCAGUAAAACUUGCCACACAUAAGCAAUGCCACAGUGGCUCCUCUUCUGAAUGGGACAUCAUGGACCUAACCAAUGAAAGCCAAGAUGGCCAAAUUGAAGAUUCAGUCAAUGGAGGAAAUGGCAGCUCUACCAUGAAUGGCCAGAAAUCCAUCGAUGUAGAAGAAGAAAAUUCUCAUCAUUGUUCACUCUGUAAUUUUUCCACAAUGACACUGAAAGGUUUACGUGUCCACCAGCAACAUAAGCACUCAUACUGUGAUGGGAUGCAACCCACAAGUCAAGACGAUUCAUUAAAUGAGCAGCAGGAUUCUGAAUUGGAAUCAUAUGGCACAUUGAACUUUGUGCAAAAAACUCAAACGUCAAUCCUUGGAUUUUCCUCCAGAAAGCACCUUAUUGGAAAGACAGCCAGGAAAUCCAUAAAUGACUUGCCUCUGGAUCUGUCCCCAGUCAAGAAACGGACAAGAAUUGAUGAAAUUGCAAACAACCUUCAAAGUAAAAUCAGUCAGAGUCAGCAGCAAGAGGACGUUAUUAAUCUCGAUGAUAUGGAGGAUGAGGAAGAGGAAAGUGAAAAUCACAUCGAUGAGAAGAAAGAGAAAGAGAACUCUGAGAUUCAAAGUCGACGCUUCACCUAUAAUACACAGCAUUUGUACAUCAGGAAACCUGGUUUUGUUCAAACAGAGCGUGGUGUCGGCAAAAGGAAGCGUAGCUUGCAGUCCAAGUUAACAUCAAGAAACAUUCCUAUCCCAGUCACUGUCUCUGAUGAUGAGGACAGUUUUGGUGCAGAGUCUAAAGAUAUCCAAGAUCAAAGCAGUCGAGACAGCAGAGAGACGUAUCAAGAGAGCACCGAGUACACAGAGGAACCUGGUAACCUUUUCUACUGUAAACACUGUGAGUACCAAAACAAGUCUGCUCGCAGUGUUAGCACCCAUUACCAGCGUAUGCAUCCCUAUAUUAAAUUUAGCUUUAAAUACAUUCUUGAUCCAGAGGAUCAGAGUGCUGUCUUCCGUUGCCUAGAGUGUUUCAUAGAAUACAACAACUUCAGUGACUUACACCAGCACUACAUGGAUCACCAUCCAGAAGCUAGCAAUGUUCUCAACUUUAACCAACCAGAUUUGGUGUACACAUGUCGCUUCUGUUCAUACACCAGCCCAAAUGUGAGAAGUCUGAUGCCUCAUUACCAAAGAAUGCACCCCUCAGUGAAAAUCAACAACGCCAUGAUCUUCUCAAGCUACGUAGUCGAUCAGCCUCAGAAAGGAACUACAGAGUCACAGACACUGAGAGAAAUCUUGAAUUCGGGGCCCAAGAGCUUCACCAACUCUGCCUCAAGGUCUUCUUCCAGUCCUGCCCUUAAAAACCCGAUCAAAACACCUGACACAAAUAUGGACUCUGAAGCCUUUAGAGAAAUUGUCGAUGGUAACGUUGUGGUGUACAACUGUGACUUGUGCUCAUUUGCAAGCCCCAAUAUGCACUCUGUAUUGGUUCACUAUCAGAAAAAGCAUCCUGAACAGAAGGCAUCAUACUUUCGCAUACAGAAGACCAUGCGGGUCAUAUCAGUAGAUCGAGCGCAAUCAUCAACCAACUCCACAUUUACCCUGUCAAGUACUCCAAAGCCCUCAAAUGCUGUUAUGCCCUUGACUCUGGAUGACGAGCUUUACUACUGCAAACACUGUGUUUACAACAACCGAUCUGUGGUGGGCGUUCUUGUUCAUUACCAAAAGCGCCAUCCAGAAAUUAAGGUGACUGCUAAAUACAUAAAGCAUGCACCUCCUACACUUGGGUUGAUGAAGCUCAUGGAUGAGUUGCAGAUUGCACCUCCUAAACAGUUUCUGAAACAGUUAAGCACCAAUGCAUCUGAUGGAUCCAAUCAUUUGCAUCCAAAAGGAACUGCAGACAAGGGGGAGGGUGAGAUGUUGUUUUUUUGCCAGCACUGCGACUACGGGAACCGCACUGUGAAAGGAGUGUUGAUCCAUUACCAGAAGAAGCACAGAGAUGUAAAGGCAAAUGCAGAUUUGGUUCGAAGACAUACCGCUGUGGUUCGCAGUCAAAGGGAAAGGGCUCAGAUGAUCCAAACAGGAAGUUCUACAUCCACUGCAACCUCAGCCACUGAUGCAGAGAAAUCCAGAGCACUUAGAUCUUUAAAGUGCAGACACUGUGCCUACACAUCUCCCUAUGUGUAUGCCUUGAAGAAGCAUCUUAAGAAGGAUCAUCCCACUGUGAAGGCCACAGCUAUGACCAUCUUGCGCUGGGCUUAUCAAGAUGGGAUCUUGGAGGCUGGUUAUCACUGUGAAUGGUGUAUUUAUUCCCAUGCUGAGCCCAGUGGGCUGCUCAUGCAUUACCAAAGACGACACCCAGAGCACAACGUUGAUUAUGCUUAUAUGGCCAGCAAGUUGUGGGCUGGUCCUGAUACGUCCACCUCCAAGCAAGUGGGCAACUCUGAGAUAAAGCACUACCAAUGCAGAGAUUGUGCCUUUGAGGCUUGUUCUGUUUGGGACAUCACCAACCAUUACCAAGCUGUUCAUCCGUGGGCUAUCAAAGAUGACGAGUCUGUUCUCAUUGACAUUAUUAAAGGAAAUCAUACAUCAGAUAAGCUUAUGGCUGCAGUGGGAAAGGGAAAUGUCUCAACAUCCAGCCCAUUCAGUAGUCACCAGUCUGAUGAAGGCACUGUGGAGAUUAGCAGGUCGGCACCUGAACAUCAUCCCCACCUUUCCUUCUCCACCAGCUCCUCUUUAUCAAACAAUCCCUACCAGUGCACUGUGUGUCUGUCUGAGUACAAUAGCCUUCAUGGACUUCUGACUCACUAUGGCAAGAAACACCCAGGUAUGAAAGUGAAGGCUGCAGACUUUGCACAGGAAGCAGACAUCAAUCCUAGUUCAGUUUACAAGUGCAGGCACUGUCCGUAUGUAAACUCACGCAUCCAUGGGGUUCUUACACAUUACCAGAAACGGCAUCCGCUGGUCAAAGUAACAGCUGAAGACUUUGCUGAUGACAUUGAGGAGGUCAAAGAUUUGGUGCCAGAUGGAGAUGAAAGAUCAAAAAACCAGAGGCAGGGAUACGGUGCCUACAGAUGCAAGAUGUGCCCUUAUACUCAUGGAACACUUGAGAAACUGAAGAUUCAUUAUGAGAAAUAUCACAACCAGUCUGUUUCGGAUAUAUUUACGCCAACGCAUAUGCAAUCCUUGGUUAGAAAAGAGGACACUGUCGCUGAAUGCAGUGCUAGCAGUAUAACUGAAGCAUCUGACAGAUGUGAGUUUGACCUUGCCCUCUCAGAAUUUGCAAAGGGAGAGAAACAUACCGUGUUCAGAUGUCAGCUCUGCAAAUACUUCUGCUCAACCAGGAAGGGUAUCGCUCGGCACUACCGCAUCAAGCACAACAACGUACGAGCUCAGCCUGAAGGCAAGAACAAUGUCUUUAAAUGUGCCCUCUGCUCCUACACCAACCCCAUCCGGAAAGGUCUGGCUGCUCACUAUCAGAAACGGCAUGACAUCGAUGCUUACUACACACACUGUCUCGCCGCUUCCAAGACCUUGGGUGAGAAACCAAACAAAGUGACUGUACCUCUGGCUUCUGAAGAAGAUAAGUCAGCAAUGAGUGAGGAGCUGAGGCAAGCAGUUGACCGAAGGAAGUGCUCAUUGUGCUCUUUCCAAGCAUUCAGCAGGAAAAGCAUCAUCUCACACUAUGUCAAGCGCCACCCGGGGGUUUUUCCAAAAAAGCAAUCCUCCAGCAAACUUGGUCGUUACUUUACUGUGAUUUAUCCCAAGGAACCAGAGACACCAGCCGUUAUAGAGGAUGUAGAACUGGUGGAAGUAAAAUCAGAGAAUGAUGGGGAAAACAUGGAGAACAACCUAGAAUGGCCACAAUUCAAGUGCAUGAAAUGCUCUAAGCUGACCUUUGAUACCACAGACCUUCUCGUCUCACAUUAUAAUGAUUACCACAGUAAUGAGCUCAAGCGGGACUUUGUCACCAUACAGAGCCCAGUAGAGGAAGGCGCAGAGCUCUACCAAUGUGCUCACUGUGAAAUCAAGUUCCUCACUCUUCCUGAACUUAGCAUCCACCUUACGAAGCACAACGAGAAGUUUGAGAAAAGGACAGUGCUUCAUGAACGGAGGAAGCUGCUCCAGAUCAGGCGUAAAUCCACAGAGACACUGGAGACACAACCAGAAAAUAAGAUGGAUGGCUCAACUGAAAAAGCUCCUAUUGGCUAUCGAUGCAACUUUUGUGUUGAGAUUCACCCGACACUUAGAGCUAUUUGCAACCAUCUGAGGAAGCAUGUUCAGUACGGCGAAGUCAAAGAAGGACAUGUGGAGCAAGGAGUGGUGGAAACUUCUGAUGGUAUCGCCAACGGCAGUAUGGAGGAUGCGGUCACUACAGACAAUAUUACCACUGAGACAGGGAAUGACGUGUUGGUCACCAUGGCGACAGACAUCACAGAGAGAGUUCCGGAACACCAAUGCGAUAUGUGCGAUCGAGUUUUCAUGUCCAUGCAGGGACUCCGAUCUCAUGAACGAAGCCAUUCAGCCACAGCGAUGAUCAACAGAGACGACAAGUACAGUUGCCAGUAUUGUCAGUUCCAGUCAGCAUUCAGGCACAAUCUGGACCGACACGUUCAGUCUCAUCACGGACAUCAUAAACCAUUCCGCUGUAAACUCUGUCCCUUUAAAUCAGCCUACCUGAGCCGACUGAAGAGUCACCUGCACAAAUCACAUGCAGGUGAGAACACGUAUAAGUGCAUCUCAUGUCCAUUCUCGACUAUGACCAUCAGUCAGCUGAAGGAUCACUCACUGCAAGAACACGGAGAAACUCUCACACUGCCCCGACUGAGAGCCCGAGCUGCCUUGCGCAGCACACACACACUCACACACAACAGUGCACAACACACACCUAGCGACGCCACCACCAACGACACUGUGGCAUAUUUGGAGCCGCCGGAUGUUCAGCAGCAGUUGAGUCAUUACCAGUUGGCAUCUCGUAAUCAGGCCCCACCCACUCUCUUGUCGGGUUCUCCUGGCCCAUCCCCAUCGUCAGGGGCAGAGACGUUGGGUGCAGCUCUGUCCCGUCCUGACUCCACCCUAACCUGUGAAUUCUGUGAGUUCAGCUCAGGUUAUAUGCAGAGUCUGAGGAGACAUUACCGAGACCGCCACGGAGGAAAGAAACUCUUCAAGUGCAAAGACUGUUCCUUCUUCACCUGCUACAAGUCCACCUUCACCCUGCAUGUGGAGGCCGGACACAGUCCCCCCUCUGAUGAUGGACUGAGAGAACUGCGUUGUCCUUUCUGUCUCUAUCACACCAAGUCCAAGAGUCACAUGAUCGACCAUGUCCUCCUUCACCGAGAAGAGCGAGUGAUCCCUCUGGAAGUGUCUCGUUCUAAACUCUCUCGUCACCUGGACGGUUUGAUCUUCCGCUGUCAUAAGUGCACGUUCACAUGUUCAAGUGGCGACACUCUGCAGCAGCACAUCGACAAACACGAUGAACCCAAACCGUAUGAGUGUCGACUGUGUUACUAUGACACAAAACACCAGCAGCAGCUCGAGGAUCACCUCCGAGACGAACACAAGGUGAUCCGUAACUUUGAGCUGAUGGGCAGAGUGAAUCUGGACCAGCUGGAUGUUCUGAAAGAGAAAAUAAACAGUGAAGAGGAAGAGGAAGUGAAGGAGGAAGAGGAAGAAAAGGAGGAACUGGUGCCCAUUGAUGAAGAAGAGCAAACCGAGGAGGCAGGAAGAGAAGAAGAAAAAGAGAUGGAGGAGGAAGUGACAGCCACACAGGAGGAGAGUAAACAGGAAGCAGAGACAGCGGAAAUGAUGAUGGCGUGUUCUCCGAGUGCAGGGAAGAAGUUUCCAUGUGAGUUUUGUGGCCGAACUUUUUCUCUUAGUUUGGAAUGGGAACGUCAUGUUCUCCGACACGGCAUGACUGUUAACAACAACAUGAGAGCUAUGAGCCCAGUUGCCUCAGUAACAGUAACAGAUGGAGGCAUUGACCAAUCAGCUAACACUACAGAAAUUGAGAGAGUGUAUCAGUCCAGCCUGUCGGAGAGUUCUGUUCAGAAUGAGGAAGAUUGAGAGACCAAAAAUGACAUAUAGAAAUGUACUGUGUUAUAAUGGUGUACGGUUUGUUGUUGAAAAAAAAAAAAACUAGGCUGCUUCAUGGACACUUGAUUUAAAAAAGUGAGGAAAAAAGCAAAACUGUUCAUGGUUUUGAAGCAUUGUUAGAUUUUAAGUGUUAAACAUGGGUUCUAUAGGUUGUGUUACAUCCUAGCUGUGUGUUAAAUCGCUGAUCCUUUAAAAAGUGUGACUUGGUCCCAUAGGACAGAUGCUAAUAAUAUAUUGGUAACCAAUAGUGACGAAUCUGUAAGAACUCUGUUCAGGUCAAAUAAACACUUCCUGUAAGGUGACGUGUUAAAAAUGUCCCCCGUUUUACUUUCGUUCUGAAUGCUAAAUAUAUUAACAAUAAAAUGCUAAACCUAAUCAAACUUUCAAACAUGCACUGGGUAAAAUAUGAUGAAUGAUUCAUUCUACCAGAAUUGUAUUAAAGGAGCAGUUUGUGUUUCAGCACCCUCAACGCCCCAUGUUAGGGUAAUAUCAGUGAAAUUUCAUGUGAAUUUUAUCCAGAAGAUACUUAAUUGGCUUAAGUAUUGGACUGGACAUUAUGAUUGAUAAUUGUAUUUAUGAUAUUAUAUAUAUUAUAUAUAUUAAUGAUACAUUGGUCUCUAUUUUUCUCACAAAUAAAUUAAUUAUUAAUUAUAUUUCUUUUAAGUUAAUUUUUAAUUAUUAAAACUACGUAGUAUAUAAAUUUUAAUUAUGUUUUUUUUUUUUUAAAUUAAGCAAACAUUAAUGGGUAUUGGAUUGGAUUUUGUAUUAGCCACUUAAAUAUUGUCCAUAUUGUCAAAAAAAAAUUGACUGCAUUUUUAAUUUUUUUGUAAAAUUAUAUUUAAUUUAAUUAUAUUAUAUUACAAAAAAAUAGUAAGAAAUUCCUGGCUGUGUUAAACACCAAUAAACAUGUGUGUGAUAUCUUUUUAUUUAUAUAUAUUUGGCCCAUUUAUCAACAUAAAAACAGAAUUUUUAUUAUAUAUGUUCAGGACACUAAAUUACAGAUCUUAUUUUUAGCCAAUUAAAAUAUGUUAAUGUUACGGCUUCAUUUCUGUGAGCCAAAAUUCAUGUGUAUCCUUUUUAGAACCAUAAGGCUCUCUUUUAAACAGCUACAUUUCUGUCCCAGUAUAAUUGUUCCUAAUGCUAUUAGAAACACCAAAAUGACAGAUAUUCCUCAUUUUAGCUAUUUAAAUAUGAAGCUGUGAUGAUUCUGUAGCACCUGACACACAGAUCGUGUGAUUUGACCUGAACGCUGACUUACAGAUUCAAUAUUUUUUUACAUUUUUAGCCUUGUGUUAAUCUUUAAUCCUGUAGCUGAAUUCCUUCAGGAAUAGUCGCCAUCUUAUUUGUAUCAGACGUUUGUUGAUUUUAUUUUUAUUUAAUUUUUUUAGUAUAUGGACAAACACUGGGCCCCAAAGUUUUGUAGCAAAUUGCUACUGUAGUUUUAUUCUAUUUUUAAUUCUAAUUUUUAUUUCAUUUCUGCUGCUUUUAAGGCAUGUUCCUGCACUCCGUCGUGUAUGAAAGCAAAACUAAAAAAAACUGUUUAUGUGAUAACUUACAGCACCUUCAACUCCAUAGCUCCAUUUUUUUGUGCAUGAUUACAAAAAACAAGAACUGAAGAAGAGUAGCAUUUUGGGUUUAGCUAUUUUAUAUUGAGCAGCUCGUCCCAACAAGCAAUUACGACAAUAAAAUAUUGUUUUAUUUGAAUAAUUGUUUUUAUGCUUCUCCUUAAAGGAACAAUGAAUAGAUUGUAUGCGAUGAAAGUUGCUGCUCAAAAACCCUGAAGCCUUAUUAUUAUUAUUAUUAUUAUUGUUAUUAUUAUUAUUAUUAUCAUUAUUAUUAUUGAGGUCAUUUUGCUCCAUUUCUUUCCAAACACAAUCUGGUGCAGUUACAGUACAAUACAGUCACGUCCCAAAAUGAGGGAAAAACUUUUGGGCAGUGAGAUAAAUUUUGUCCUGUUCAACAGCAAUCCCAUAAAUCUCAGAGAAUUCUCAGAAUAAGUUAGAAAAUUUUUUGAAACAAAAUAUUGUAAUAAUUGACUCUGUAUUUAAUGUUUUUAUCAUAGUAUUACACAAUUACCUACAUAAUAAAAGUUUAAUUUCGGCACGUGUCUGUGCGCAAUAAAGCAAAAAUCAUUUAUAAAUAGUUUAGAAUUCAUCACUUUUUUGAUAAUGAAACAGAAAUCAUCAGGAUCUGUGACAUCACUGAUGAAAAAAAAAACCUCCUACACGAUUGUCUUUCCUGCCUUGUCUGAUUAGCGAGGAAGGAGAACCCAGCUCUAUUCUGGGUAAUCUGCUAUUUUUUUUUUUUUUUUUUUUUUUUUUUAAUUUAAACAGAAGCUUCAUGUCAAGUGUUUGGGAAUGUGGUGGGUUUUUUUUUUUUUUUUGGUGUCGUCCAUAUUUAACAAAAAAAAAAGUCGUUUUGUGUGGUUAUAGGACAUACUUUUCUUUUUCUACCUUUAAAAAAGAAAAUAAAAAAAUGUUUCUUUCUUUAUAAGCCUAAAAGUUUGUAAAAGACAGAAACCUGUUAAAUUCUGAACACACUGGAUUGUUGUACAUAUGAUUUAGAGUUUUGUUUGUUUGGUUUGGAGUUAGUUGGACAGUAGCCCCUCCAUCUCGCCUUCUUCCUGUGAAACCCGUGACGUUGACUAGAAGUUUGUUGUUUACACUUUGAUUUCUGGAUAUUCUGUAAAUAUUGUAAUUCAUCGGGUUUUUUUUAACUUGUUAAUAAAGUUAUCAGAUAACGAGAAA